Molecule: messenger RNA, 1776 nt
Organism: Drechmeria coniospora
Lineage: Eukaryota; Fungi; Ascomycota; Sordariomycetes; Hypocreales; Ophiocordycipitaceae
Exons: 1
Coding region: 1-1776 (591 amino acids)
Source: RefSeq, a predicted model, not a curated record
AUGUCGAACCCGUUCCGGAAAAAGGUGCCGCAGGAGGACCGCACGCCGUCCCCGUCCAAGCCGAGCCUUCGCAUCACCAGUGGUGGCAACUCGCCGCUCCCCGACGACCGCUUCUCCUCCACCGACGCCCUACCCGCCGGGGCGCCCAAGCCGGUCAAGAAAAGGGUGCGGGUGCUGUCGCCGCCGCCGCAGUCGCCCGAGCGGCCGCUGGACGAUGGCGUGGCCGCCGCCCUCGGCGCCGCCGUCGCGGACCAUGACGCCGCGGGCCAUGGCCUCGGCCGCGACCCCUUCCUCGGUGCAUAUUCGACAGAUGACAGCGAUGCCGAGAGCAUCGCCACGUCUCGGCCAACCUCUGCGGCCGUGGGAGGGUUGGCCGCUACGCCCACGGCCCCGGCCGCAUCGGCAUCGGCUCCGUCCGGGCCAGCAGGACCCCAGGUGAAUCCAUUCAGCAAAACCCUGCACGACCUGGAAUCACCCAUGGACCCGGAGCUCGGGAAGCAGCAGAGGGACGAGGGCGAGGCCCUCAAGGCAGCCAAUGCCGCCGCCCGGCAGUCGCUCGACGUUGACGCCUUUCACCGCCUGCUCAUGACGGGCAAGGUCGAUGACCAGCCGCCGUCCACGCAGCAUGGCCCUCCGACGAAGACAAAUAUCGGCACGGGCGACAGGCCGUGGAACCCGCCCGACUCGUCAGACGAUGACGAGGAAGCCGAAUUCGAAGCCAGGCUUGGUUCGAGCUCGAAUCCGCCGAGCCCGAAUCCGCCGAGCCCGUCAAAGACCAGAAAUGAAAAGAAGGCUCCGCCGCCACCGCCGAGCUCCCGCCACGGCAAGUCGCUGCGGGACAGCGACCGUGUCCCUGCUCCGGACGCCGGCGUGUCUGUUCAUCGUCUGAUACCACCGACAAAUCUCAACAAACCACUACCCGUCUCCCCCGCCCGCACAAGCGUGGAGGAAGGGUCACCGUUCGACCGCGAGUCCGUCGGUAGAGUUCCAGAACCUCGACCGGUGGAUGUGGAUGCGCACGCGACACCUGGGACGCCACGGAGGAGCAGCAGCACCGGCAGCAGCAGCGGCAAGAAGAACGCGCCCGCCCCUCCUCCGCGAAGAACCCAUGGCAGGUCCGACACCAGGGGACAAGGACCCGGGCCCGCUGCGACCCCCCCGAGUCCCGAGCAGCGCCAUCAAACGCCGAUGAAGACGGCCGGUGGCCCCGACGAGACUCCUGCGCCCGAGUCCACGGAAGAGGCGCUCUCGUCGCGCCCGUCCACCCACGUUCCCGCUCCUCCGCCUCCGCGUAGACCGCACCCGGCAGCGAAGCAGGCACACCACGCGGCACCCCAAAGCACCCCGCCGUCCUCGCCGCCGACGGCGUACCCGGCAUCCCCGGACCUCACGAGACGAUCCUUCGACUCGGUCGUCACCCAUCAAGCCGGCAACACCAAGUCCUCUCCGCCUCCGCCUCCGCCGCCGCCGCCGCCGUCACGGAACACGUCGAUCCGUCGGCCGCCGAGCGUGCGCAGCGUCGAGGGCCUCAGACGGCACGUCUCCGUCGAGUCCAAACGGCCCGCGCGCGACGGCGUGCCCCCUCCACCCCCACCGCCUCGGCGAGAUCGGGUCAACAGCUCGGAAAGCAGGGCCGAAGGCCGGGAGAGAGCCAUGUCUGUCGCCGCUGGCCAGGACGAGGGGGUCGACGAUGCGGGUCAGGGCACCGACAUCCUCGCCGAUCUGAAUGCACUGCGGAGGGAGGUCGAUGCCCUCAGGGAUAGGUUCCGAGGAUAG